Molecule: messenger RNA, 315 nt
Organism: Sphenostylis stenocarpa
Lineage: Eukaryota; Viridiplantae; Streptophyta; Magnoliopsida; Fabales; Fabaceae
Source: the annotation of a GenBank genome assembly
AUGAGUUGGGAGGGGGCGGCGAAGUGGGUUGUUGGGAUCAACGAGUUCUUCUCAUCGGCCGGUAUCGUCGACGUCACGAAAAAUACGACACGAAAAAGAGGUGCAACACGAGGACUUCCCAGGAGAAAUGAGUUGGGAGGGGGGCGGCGAAGUGGGUUGUUGGGAUCAACGGUAAAAAGGAUGAUGUUCGUUCAUGCAAGACUUAUGAAAUUUGAUAGAGUUCUUCUCAUCGGCCAGGUAUCGUCGGCGUCACGAAAAAUACGACACGAAAAAGAGGUGCAACACGAGGACUUCCCGGGAGGUCACCCAUCCUAG